Messenger RNA from Zophobas morio, 1301 nucleotides. RefSeq lists its product as uncharacterized. The transcript has 9 exons. The coding region runs from base 30 to 1280 and encodes 416 amino acids. Gene Ontology annotation, molecular function: RNA helicase activity; RNA binding; ATP binding. The record is from RefSeq and is a predicted model, not a curated record. Lineage: Eukaryota; Metazoa; Arthropoda; Insecta; Coleoptera; Tenebrionidae.
UUUGGCUGUGCGUUGUGUUUUUCUAAGCGAUGGCGUCUGGCGGUGAUACUGAAAGGGUUGAAGUAGUAGAAAAUGGCCAUUCUUCCGGCGAUGUUCCCGUAGAAACUGCUCAAGAAGAUAUGGCUGAGUCUAACUGUGAUCAAGUUAUUACUAGUUUUGAUUUUAUGGGUUUAAAAAAACUACUCUUGCAUGGGAUUUACAGUCACGGUUUCGAGAAACCUUCUUUUAUACAGCAAAGAGCUAUUGUUCCGUGCAUUUCGGGCGCUGAUGUCAUAGCUCAGGCCCAGUCAGGUACGGGUAAAACUGCUACUUUUUCGAUCGCAAUCCUUCAGCGCAUUGACGAAAACCUUAGAAAAACUCAAGCUCUUGUUUUAGCGCCAACUCGUGAGUUAGCUAAUCAAAUUCAGUCCGUCGUUUUGGCGCUUGGAAAAGAUAUGAAUAUAAUAGCUCACGCGUGCAUUGGAGGCACUGAUUGGAGGAAUGACGCUGCUGCUUUUAAAAGCGGAGUUCAUGUGGUUGUAGGAACACCUGGCCGCGUGUACGACGUUAUUAAUAAUCGGCGCCUCUUACAAUUGGACCAUUUGUUGAUGUUUGUUUUGGAUGAGGCCGACGAGAUGUUGUCGCUGGGAUUUCGCGAUCAAAUUAAACAAGUUUAUAGUUGUCUUCCUUCCGAUGGGGUGCAAAUUAUUCUUCUUUCUGCCACUAUCCCUGCAGAAGUUAUAGAAGUUACUAAAGCCUUUAUGAAGGAUCCAAUACGUAUAUUAGUAAAAAAGGAUCAACUUACUUUAGAAGGAAUUAAACAAUAUUUUGUUUACUGCGAAAGAGAAGAGUACAAGUUUGAAACUCUUGUGGAGAUUUAUGAAACCAUUACCAUCACGAAGGCCGUUAUUUUUGUUAAUAAACGGCGAACCGUGGAUGAACUGGUCCACCGUCUCAGAGCGAAAGAUUUCACCGUUGCGGCCAUUCACGGCGUCCUUCCAGCGGAGGAGCGAAAAAAAAUCAUGGAUAACUUCCGUUCCGGGCCUACACGUGUCCUUAUUACCACCGACUUGCUGGCACGUGGAAUUGAUGUCCAACACGUGAGCCUCGUUAUUAAUUAUGAUUUGCCAACUAAUCGAGAAAAUUAUAUUCACAGAAUUGGGCGUUCAGGGCGUUUUGGACGGAAAGGCGUUUCUAUUAACUUUGUUACUCGCGAUGAUCUCGAAGAUAUGAAGGAAUUGGCUAGAUUUUAUAAUACUCAAUUGGAAGAGCUUCCAAGUAAUAUUGCUGAUAUUGUAUAAAUAAAUAUAUUUCAUUCGGUA